CUCCUCAUCUAUCUUAUAACUCUGACUGGGAACCUUCUCAUCCUUCUCCUGAUCUUCACUGAUUCCCAUCUUCACACCCCCAUGUACUUCUUCCUUGGAACCCUGGCAUGUCUGGAUAUGAGUCUCUCCUCAGUCACUGUCCCAAGAAUGCUCUUUGAUUUACUCAGAGAAAGAAGAAUCAUUUCUGUACCAGCUUGUAUAACUCAAGUCUUCUUCUUCUUUUUUUUCUGUACAUCUGAGGUGUUUCUGCUGGCAGUGAUGUCCUGUGACAGAUACGUUGCUAUCUGCCGCCCUCUUCACUACAUGCAGAUAAUGAGCUGGAAAGUUUGUGUUCAGCUGGUAUUAAUCUUAUUGGUUAUUGCUGCAGCAUACUCCUUGUUGCAAACUCUUUUUUUAACUAAAUUGCGCUUUUGCAGGCCUGAUGCUUUGCAAAGUUUCUUUUGUGACCUGCCCCAGUUGCUUCAGGUCUCCUGUAGUGACACAUUCAUCAAUGUAUUGCUUAUAUUUCUCUUUGGGAUAUUUGCUGCUUUCUUCAACUACUUUCGCUCAUAUUCAAAUGAUCACUACUCCGGGGACAAAGUGGCUUCUGUAGUUUAUGCAAUAUUAACCCCAUUUGUAAAUCCUAUGAUCUACAGUCUGAGGAACCAGGAGCUCAAAUCAUCUCUUAAAAAAAGCUUUGCCAGGAGUGGAAAUCCAAACUGGACAAAAACAGGUUUAUAG
This is a messenger RNA of Xenopus tropicalis (tropical clawed frog), 720 nucleotides long. RefSeq names its product olfactory receptor 3-like. Gene Ontology annotation, cellular component: plasma membrane; membrane. The record is from RefSeq and is a predicted model, not a curated record. The annotation marks the transcript as partial. Gene Ontology annotation, biological process: detection of chemical stimulus involved in sensory perception of smell; G protein-coupled receptor signaling pathway; signal transduction. The transcript is spliced from 2 exons. Lineage: Eukaryota; Metazoa; Chordata; Amphibia; Anura; Pipidae. Gene Ontology annotation, molecular function: G protein-coupled receptor activity; olfactory receptor activity.